GUGGAGACGGAUCAUGGCUGUGUGUGCAUCCGCGGUAUCAAGCAGGGUGCUGUCCCGUAUCCUUUCGAGGUUUAUGUGAAGGGCAAGGACUGUCCACGAUCCAAGCGGGCCUCACAGGCCCUGUGCAUGUCGCUGCUUCAGGCUGACCACGAUGCCGGCCGACCCAACCCAAAAGCCCUGCUGCUGCUGGAUGGCGACUGCCGUGUGGAGCCGGAGCACGUGGGAAAGAUGUACAGGUGCAUGCAGGAUCAGCAUUUGGCAGCCUGCGGCCCCUUCCUCCUGACCAAGAAGUCGUACAAUUUUUGCCUCCUGGUGCAGCUGAUGCGGGACUGGUUCUCGCAGCGGAUGCUCUGGUUGGGCCAGAGUGCUAUUCGCUUCCAACUCCCGCUGAACGGCUCCUGCGCGAUGUAUGCCAUGGACACUGUGCGAGCUGUUCAGACAGACUUCUGCCGUGGAGUCUAUGAGGACUCGAUUCUCGAUUCCAUGAUGAUUGAAAUGGGAGAAGACAGCUUCAUGACAAACCUCGUCCACGAGAAGUACCAGAACGGCGGUGGCAUUCGGUUCUUGCCUCACUGUUGGGCCACAUCCUUCAUGCCGGAGACCUGGGGCGAGUACCUCGCGCAACAGUGCCGGUGGAAGCGCUCGCACAUGGGAAAUCGUGUGACCAUGCUCUUCAACAAGCCCAAUGCCUGGCUUUGGAAGCCGACCCGCUGGGUGUUCUGGCCCGUCUACGUCGCUUCCUUCCUUUGGACACCGUUCCUGGCCCCGGCGACGCUGACGCUGUGGUUCUCAUUUCUGACGGGCCGCUUCCUGGAGCGAUUCUUCGAGAUUGAGGAAAUGACCUGCUCUCCUUUCCCCUGGAGCUCCCUGGGGACCCCAGCGCGCCAGAGCCUCCCGGCCUUGAUCCACUCUCUGCUUUGGGUCGUCCUCACUUUCUACGCCUUGGCCUCCGCGGGCUGCUCCGUCGCUCAAAGGCGGUGGCUUCACACCGCAGGGACGGCCUUCUUCAUGCUCCUGGGAGCCUUGCAGAUGGCAGUGCUCCUGGCGGGCUACGGCGCCUGGAAGAAUCCUUUCUUCUGGGGCUCCACCCUCGGUGUUUGCGCGCUGAUGAUGGCAGCGCAAGCCCCGCAUGGCCUGCGAAGGAUGUGGGCUGGACUGCUGAUAUUCGUGGUGCCCCUCACUACCUUCAUUGAGAAUCUGCAGCAGCCGAUUGUGGCUGUGGCCAACGCUGACGGCUUGGGGGCCAAAUGGGGAACGCGCGGCAAGGCUUCGAAGAGCUCGCAGCGGCGGUGCUUCUGCAUCAGUCAGAAGAUGGAGUCUGAGACAGGUGAGGAGUGCCAAAAGCAGUACGCCAGAGAGAUUCGCUUGUGGAGCCGACGGAUUUUGCUGCCGCUCUGGCUGGCGGCGAACUAUGGGCUCGGUGAGUGGGUUUUCCAGAUGGACUUCGUGGAUGCCGUGGCCAUCACCUUGUCCCUGCGGGCCGGCUUUUAG
This is a messenger RNA of Symbiodinium necroappetens, 1491 nucleotides long. The record is from the annotation of a GenBank genome assembly. NCBI's taxonomy places the organism in Eukaryota, Dinophyceae, Suessiales, Symbiodiniaceae.